Microcebus murinus (gray mouse lemur) is the source of this 2729-nucleotide messenger RNA. The record is from RefSeq and is a predicted model, not a curated record. Lineage: Eukaryota; Metazoa; Chordata; Mammalia; Primates; Cheirogaleidae.
AGAAAGAAGAGACUAUCUUUGGCCUAAAAAGUGUUAACCUGACUCUGACUCCUGGAACAUGCCAUAUUCAUUGGAGUGGUCAAAGUGCCAAGCUAUUCCAGUCCUCUCCUAAUCUCUCAGGUGGUGAUUUCAUCUCUGAGGAAUGAAAAUCAUAUGCCUUCUAAAAGCCUGUGGAAGAAUGAAAGAGGAUGAAGACGCUGAUGAAUUGUUAGCUGCAGGGGAACAGAGCCAAGCAAAAGGCAUGGUCACCUGGAGGAAGAAAUCAGGAAGCCAGGUGUGAAUGUGGUUCUCCUGCCUCCUUAGCUCUUUCCAACGCCUCAGCCUACAUCUAGUUUUAGAACCUGGCACAAAGUAGUGAUCCAGGGCCAAGUUGAAGUCCCGAUUUAAAUCCAAGACCUGAGGGCACUUCCAGUUCUCCUUCCGUGAGAAGAGCCCCGUAGGGUUGCCCAGCAACUAACUGCUACAGUGGAGGCAAAAGGUGGGUGGGAUGUUGAGGAAAAAAAAAAUACUUGGAUGAAGGACAAGGAAAAAGAGUGGAAAGUGCUUUUCAAGAGUCUGCGCUUUAGAAUUGACAUCAUCCUUCCAAAUUCUAGCUGCAUUUCCGGGAACCGAGUUGUGUUUACCUUGGCUUCCGACUACGUUGGCAACAGGUUUUCUACAAGGAGCAAGUGCAGCUCCACACCCUAGUACCUCCUGCCCACCCCCUGGCUUCCAGUAGCUGUGUUCUCAGCUCCAGUGGCAUCUCAGAUUAAGCGCGGGGUAGUGUCCCUUUAAACGUCACCUGCGGAGGCGUAGGGAGCUAAAACCGACGUGGAACCAGAGUGUGAGCAGCGUCCGACACGUGGUACAAGGAGGCGCUCAUCUUGGAACUGGGCAAAGGGACUCCUGCCCAGCUUGGCUGUUAGCGGAGGAGGCGGCGGAGCGGGCCCCUGACUGCUCAGCAUGUGGGCCUUCCCGGAGUUGCCGCUACCGCUGCUGGUGAACUUGAUCGGCUCGCUGCUGGGAUUUGUGGCCACACUCACCCUCAUCCCGGCCUUCCGUGGCCACUUCAUCGCCGCGCGCCUCUGUGGUCAGGACCUCAACAAAUCCAGCCGGCAGCAGAUCCCAGAGUCCCAGGGAGUGAUCAGCGGUGCUGUUUUCCUUAUCAUCCUCUUCUGCUUCAUCCCUUUCCCCUUCCUGAACUGCUUUGUGAAGGAGCAGUGUAAAGCAUUCCCUCACCAUGAAUUUGUGGCCCUGAUAGGUGCCCUCCUUGCCAUCUGCUGCAUGAUUUUCCUGGGCUUUGCGGAUGAUGUACUGAAUCUGCGCUGGCGCCAUAAGCUGCUGCUGCCCACAGCUGCCUCACUACCUCUCCUCAUGGUCUAUUUCACCAACUUUGGCAAUACAACCGUUGUGGUACCUAAGCCAUUCCGCCCGAUUCUUGGCCUGCAUCUGGACUUGGGAAUCCUGUACUAUGUCUACAUGGGGCUGCUGGCAGUGUUCUGUACCAAUGCCAUCAAUAUCCUAGCAGGAAUUAAUGGCCUAGAGGCUGGCCAGUCACUAGUCAUUUCUGCUUCCAUCAUUGUCUUCAACCUGGUGGAACUGGAAGGUGAUUAUCGAGAUGAUCAUGUUUUUUCCCUCUACUUCAUGAUACCCUUUUUUUUCACCACUUUGGCAUUGCUCUACCAUAACUGGUACCCAUCACGGGUGUUUGUGGGAGAUACCUUCUGUUACUUUGCUGGCAUGACCUUUGCCGUGGUGGGCAUCUUGGGACACUUCAGCAAGACCAUGCUACUCUUCUUCAUGCCCCAGGUGUUCAACUUCCUCUACUCACUGCCUCAGCUCCUGCAUAUCAUCCCCUGCCCUCGCCACCGUGUGCCCAGACUCAAUAUCAAGACAGGCAAACUGGAGAUGAGCUAUUCCAAGUUCAAGACCAAGAGCCUCUCUUUUUUGGGCACCUUUAUUCUAAAGGUAGCAGGGAGCCUCCGGCUAGUGACAGUGCGCCAGAGUAAGAAUGAGGACGGUGAAUUUACGGAGUGUAACAACAUGACCCUCAUCAACUUGCUACUUAAAGUCUUUGGGCCCAUACAUGAGAGAAACCUCACAUUGCUCCUGCUGCUGCUGCAGGUGAGGUUGGGGAUAGGGUUUACACCUCCUUGUCUCCUUUUCUUCAUGGUUCUUACUCCAGUUCAUUUCUCCUUGCAGAUCCUGGGCAGUGCCGUCACCUUCUCCAUUCGAUACCAGCUUGUCCGACUCUUCUAUGAUGUCUGAGUCCCCUGAUCAUUGCCCUUACCUCACAGUCUCCAGGGUUCCGCCGUCUGUACCAAGACUGCCUCCUGGCCCAGGCCACUCCCACCCCUCAGACUCCGCCAGAUUUCGUUCUCAGCAUUUUCCUUCCCUUGUGAUUAUUGACAUUCUGGGCUUUCUUGCCCUCUAUUGACUACUGAUUGAAUUUCGCCUAUGGCUUUCUCCAACUUGCCACUCUCUCCCUUUCCAUCCCAUCUUUGCAGCCUCAUAAGGUGGGAUACAGCAGCUUUUAUGUAGUUAUCCACAACUCCAAUUUCAGAGCUCUGACUCUCAAGGAAUAUGCUGGGCGGGCCCUGGGGUAGAACCUGGGCUAGGGACAGGGACAUAGGCAUCAAAGUGACUUGACAUUUGACUGUAAAUUAAGUGUUCUGAUUAGUAAGAGCAGACCAGGGGGCCAGGUGCUCCCAAUGGUGACAAUAAAGUGUUGUCUUUUUCUUAUUGUUGUU